UCCAAUCCAAUGGCUCCGACAACCCCAUCCCCUUCAUCUCCAAAGCUUGUCAGCUUAAUCCGCGGUACGCAUGCACCCCAAGACAUUCAGAAGAAGUUGCGGCUUAAGAAAUAUAAAUCGAUGGAGGAUAUAAUGGCAAGGGCAAGGUACGUCGUGCUUGAAAAGGAGGAUUAUAGUAACACCCUGUGUGAAAAAUGCGGCUCCGGUGACAACCCAGAUGAACUCAUUUUAUGCGAUAGAUGUGAUGGCGGUUUCCACAUGAAAUGUGUGAGACCAAUUCUUGCAAGAAUUCCAAUUGGACAAUGGAUUUGCCCCAACUGUUCAGGCACAAAGAAAGAAACAAAGUUCACUGAAAGGAGAAUUCUAGAAUUUUUCGGAAUUCGAAGGGUGGAUUUCAGAAAUGUUUCUUCCCCUCAUGAUGCUAGGAGGCGUCGGAGACGUCAAAGACCUCUUGUGUUACAAAAGAAAAGCAGGAGAAUUUUACCAUUUGUUCCUACAAAAGAUCUUGAUAGGAGACUGAAACAAAUGGCUUCUCUUGCUUCUGCUUUAACAUCUUUGAAUAUGGAGUUCAGUAAUCACCUCACUUACUUUCCAGGAAUGGCUCCUAGGUCUGCUAACCAAUCAUCUUUAGAAAAUGGUGGCAUGCAGAUUCUUACUAAGGAAGAUCAUGAGACCAUAGAACGUUGCACAACAAUGAUUAAACAAGGCGAAUUUCCUCCCUUGAUGGUCGUUUACGAUUCAUGUCAAGGCUAUACUGUGGAGGCUGAUGGCCCAAUCAAAAAAAUGACAUUUAUUGCAGAAUACACAGGAGAUGUUGAUUAUCUAAAGAAAAGAGAAUCUGAUGAUUGCGACAGUAUAAUGACGCUGCUUCUUGCAGAAGAAAGUGCUUCUAGUCUUGUUAUUUGUGCUGAUAAACGCGCAAACAUUUCUCGUUUUAUCAGUGGCAUCAACAACCAUAACCCGGAAGGUAAGAAGAAGCAAAACUGCAAAUGUGUCAGAUAUGCUGUUGACGGCGAAUCUCGAGUAUUUUUGGUUGCUAUCCGAGAUAUUUCGGAAGGCGAAAAAUUAUAUUAUGACUACAAUGGUUUCGAGUAUCAAUACCCGACACAUAAUUUUGUCUGA
This is a messenger RNA of Trifolium pratense (red clover), 1122 nucleotides long. RefSeq names its product probable Histone-lysine N-methyltransferase ATXR5. NCBI's taxonomy places the organism in Eukaryota, Viridiplantae, Streptophyta, Magnoliopsida, Fabales, Fabaceae. The record is from RefSeq and is a predicted model, not a curated record. Gene Ontology annotation, molecular function: protein binding. The annotation marks the transcript as partial. The transcript is spliced from 6 exons.